Messenger RNA from Lingula anatina, 1450 nucleotides. Its product is annotated as big defensin. The record is from RefSeq and is a predicted model, not a curated record. Lineage: Eukaryota; Metazoa; Brachiopoda; Lingulata; Lingulida; Lingulidae.
UCCGGGACCUCUCCACUCUCUACACAUUCAGUAGAAGUGAUUGACGGCCAAGUUCUCUGCAGUGGUGCCCCCAAAUCUAAUUUCCCCUCACCCUACGACAGUGAAAACAACCACGUUAUCCAACCGGCCUCUCUCGCAAAGAAAGAUAAAUUGAAACAACGCAAAGUGGUAACCCGACACUCACCAGGAACGCUUAAAAAGCCAACGAGCCAAACCAAGGGCAGAUUUGCAUUCGCUGGAACGUUCAUAGGCACUUAAACUGCUCUAGGUGAAUCUUGUUCUGGUGUCGUUGCUUCCUGAUUCUGAUAUUCGGUGAGAUUUUGUUUCAAAGACUUUAGGACUAUCAAACAAAGUUCUUACAGAGAGGAAAAGCGGGCUAUUUAAGAGGAGGGCGUUGAGCGUUCCAGAAAAAAGAUUGAUACAUUCCACAAUUUUACAGAUUCACCAUGGACCUGAAUCAUCUGUUGCCAGUAUUCCUGGUCGCCAUACUCUCCUCUCUGUUCUGCCUGUCAUUUUGUGAGGAUGAAUUAGACGAACGUGGAGAUGAGCGCACUCUGGAAGAGAAAAAACGAAUUAUUCCCUACACACUAAGAGGUAUGUCUAUUUCCCGUGAAGCGUACUCGUGGCUUACUGCGGCGUACGGGGCGGGCGCGAUGAAGGAGGCAGGUGUUAAGCCCGCUAAGAAGAGAUGGUAUGCCAAGAGACACAAAGUGAACUGCUGCAUCGGGCGCUCUCGUCCUAUGGUGAAAGAUGCUCACUCCUGUCUUGACUUUGGUGGACGCUGCUGCUCCGAUGAUUCUGUCUACUAUCCGGUCUAUAGAUACUACGGCAAAAUAGGAAUCGUUAACCCGUUCCCCAUCAAGAAACAUGCAGACACCAGCAGACCUUGCGGACAGUGCUUCACCGGAUAUUCCACGCGAUGUGUCAUCCGCUAGGUGGGGCUGCUAAACGACCUUAUGCAGACGACAGAAAAUCCUCAAAAGAGGGAGCCACAAGAUGGAAGAUGAGUGACAUUGGGUUACUCGUUCACAUAUUUAUUGACUACACAAAUCAGUUCAGGUUUUCUGGUGCAAUUUAGAAUAACCAAAGCACCCGUAGACCUAACAAAUCGACAGCGAUCUCCUAGGUCUUUGUUGCUAUGAAACUAUUGUCAAAAAAAGGCGUGAUUUUUUCCCGUUACUCUCAUUAAAGGUGAGAGUGAUAAAUGUCGACCAAAGACGCAUCAUCUUGUGUGAUCCGUACAUUUUAAUAUUAUUAUAUAUUAAUCAGCAACUGUAAAUGGUUUAUUUAGUUCUAAAGCUGUUUGGGACGCAGAGUUUGAUCUUAAAUAUGUAUAUAAAAUUACUGGCAACGUUUUGUUACGAAGUGCCAAUCGAACUUAUAAUGGUGACGAAUGACAUGUAUACACGUGGAAUACACCUUACCAUUAGUUCUUAUGCUUUGCGCUAAA